AUGAUUAUUGGAUGGUUAUCAUUAUUAAUAAUAACUAGUAUUAUAUCGUUUAAUAAUGCUAAUCCAACAAAUUAUACUAUUGAACCACGUCAUAUACCAGUACGAUUUUUUAAACCUAUCAUUGCACCAAGUCUAGCAAGCCGGUGCUAUGGAUGUCUUGUACCGUCAUCUGACUGUACAGUACCUUGUUCGAGUCCUCAGCGUUGUUUUAUACGUGGACGAACACCAUUCAAUAAAGUUACCGAUCGUCGUUGUACUGACGAACGAUGGGUACGUGAUUUGCUCGUCGAUGGUUGUCUAACAUACAAUGGUCUUUAUUGGUGUAUGUGCUCAACUGAUUUAUGUAAUACCGGUGAUUUUAAUUCUAUUCGUGGUUUUGAUGAUUGUUCAAAUAAUCCUUGCCCAUCGGGUACUAUAUGUCUUGAUACAAAAGAUGGAUUCAGUUGUAUUUGUCCACCGUGGCAAGAAGAUUGUACUUAUGCUUUUACUGUUGGCUGUACAUGUAAGAAUGGUGGUCGAUGUAUGAUGGGUCUUGGAACAUACAUUUGUGAAUGCCCAUUUGGUUAUACUGGAGUCAAUUGUGAAACAAGAUUUCGUCGACAAAGUUAUUCAUUAUCACCAUCAUCAUCACGAUGUCCGAGUCCAUGUGAACAACGAACAUGUACUUAUCGUCAGUCAGGUCUCGGCUUGGCACCAUCGAGUUGUACAUGUUUACCACCUAGUCACUAUUCUAACACUAGAAAUCGAGCUCCACCACAACCAUACGUUGCUUGUAAUCCAAACCCUUGUCAACAUGGACAAUCAUGUCAUUCGUUAACACCGUCCAGUUUCUUCUGUAUGUGUCAAAAAGCUUAUAUUGGUCCUCUAUGUGAACGAUCAAAUCCUUGUGCUCAGUAUCCAUGUCCUAGUAGUCAACGAUGUGUUGUUAAUAGUCAAAGAAGGGCUGUUUGUGUGUGUAAUCCACCAUACUGUCCACGUCGUGAUGCUUGUGUACCAAACCCAUGCCAAAACGGAGGCUCAUGUGUUUUUGAUGAACCGACAGGAGCUUUUCGUUGUUAUUGUCCACCAGGAUAUACAGGCCGUACAUGUGAUAUCGGUUCAAAUCCAUGUGCACAGAAUCCAUGCUUAAACAAUGGUAUUUGUAUGCCAAGUGGGACUUCUUAUGUUUGUUCAUGUCAAAAUGGAUUUUCUGGACAACGUUGUGAAAUACGUGAUCCUUGCGCAACAAAUCCAUGUUUGAAUGGUGGUCAAUGCCAUCCGAAUGGAAUGGUAGGCUUCACAUGUAUGUGUAUUCAACCAUAUACAGGACAACGAUGUGAAGAUCGAGAUGCUUGUACUCCGAAUCCUUGUUUGAAUGGCGCAGCAUGCAUUCCGAACGACUUUGGAGGAUUUAGUUGUCAAUGUUUACCUGAAUUCACUGGUCAACGAUGUGAAGAUCGUAAUCCUUGCGCUUCACAACCAUGCAUGAAUCAAGGCACUUGCAUGAGAGAAAAUGGUGGUUUUCGUUGUGUAUGUCCACCAGGAUACUCAGGAAGUCGAUGUGAAAUACAAGACGCAUGUCAAAGUAAUCCAUGCAUGAAUGGUGGUAUAUGUCAACCUAUGAACGGAAAUGGUGGCUUUCAAUGUAUAUGUGCCUCUGGUUUUAGUGGUCUCCAAUGUGAAACUAGAGAUCCAUGUGCAACAAAUCCUUGUUUAAAUGGUGGUCAAUGUUUUCCGACUCAUAAUGGUGGAUUUAUGUGUCAAUGUCCUACUGGAUUUAGUGGUCUACGAUGUGAAGAUCAAAAUCCAUGUGCUCAAAACCCUUGUUUGAAUGGUGGUCAAUGUGUUCCGAAUAGUUUCGGAGGUUUUACAUGUGCCUGUGUUCCUCCCUAUACAGGUCAACGAUGUGAAGAUUCAAAUCCAUGUGCAAGUAACCCGUGUGGUAGCAAUGGGCAAUGUAUUCAAAGUAAUGGUGGCUUUUAUUGUGAAUGUAAUCUCGGAUAUUUUGGAAAUCAAUGCGAGCGCCUUGUUUGCACGCCUAAUCCUUGCACGAAUGAUGGUACAUGUGAACCUCGUCCUAAUGGUGUCUUUCAUUGCAACUGUCCACCUGAUUAUGAAGGACAACGUUGCGAAUUUCGUAAAGUUUGUGAACCCAAUCCAUGUAUCAACGGCGGAACAUGCAGUCCAUAUGGUCUCGAUACAUAUUCUUGCAAUUGUCCAUUUGGUUAUACGGGUAGAAAUUGUGAAAAUCGUGAUCCAUGUAUUCCUAAUCCCUGCCAAAAUAGCGGUCGUUGUCGAUCAAAUAUAGCUGCAGGCACCUAUGUAUGUGAUUGUCCUGCUAAUUUUAUUGGUCAAAAUUGUGAAACAAGUGAUCCUUGUGCAACAAAUCCAUGUUUGAAUGGUGGUCAAUGUGUACCGAAUGGUUAUGGCGGAUUCACAUGCAGAUGUUCAGACCCUUAUACAGGUCAACGUUGUGAAGAUCAUAUCGAUCCAUGUAUUAGUCAGCCGUGUCGAAAUGGAGGUACUUGUCAACCACUCAGCAGUAAUUCGUAUCAAUGUAUCUGUCCAUCUGGUUACUCAGGCUUUGAUUGUUCAAUACGUGAUCCAUGCGCAACAAAUCCUUGUUUGAAUGGUGGUCAAUGUUUUCCGACUAAUAAUGGUGGAUUUAUGUGUCAAUGUCCUAGUGGAUUCAGUGGUCAACGAUGUGAAGAUCGUGAUCCUUGUGCUUUACAACCAUGCAUGAAUCAAGGCACGUGCAUAAGAGAAAAUGGUGGUUUUCGUUGUACAUGUCCACCAGGAUACUCAGGGAAUCUAUGUGAAAUACAAGAUGCAUGUCAAAGUAAUCCAUGCAUGAAUGGUGGUACAUGCCAACCUAUUAAUGGCAAUGGUGGUUAUCGAUGUGUAUGUCCCUCUGAUUUCACAGGUUCACAAUGUGAAACACGAGAUGCAUGUAUACCAAAUCCUUGUCUAAAUAAUGGUGCCUGUAUACCAAAUGGAUAUGGCGGUUUUACAUGUCAAUGUCCUGCAGGUUUUUCUGGUCAACGAUGUGAAGAUCAAGAUAGUUGUGCUGCUCAACCAUGUCAAAAUCGAGGUGUUUGUGUUAGUUCAGAAGAUGGUUCAUAUGUAUGUCAAUGUCGUACAGGCUUUCAAGGACGACAUUGUGAACAAAUUGAUAUAUGUGGAGUGAAAAAUCCAUGUACUUGUGGUACAUGUCAAAAUGAUCCAUCUAAUCCACAAGGUUUUAUUUGUUUCUGUCCACCUGGUUAUUCGGGUAGCCGAUGUGAAACAAUACUCAGCUGUAUGGAUAGCGGAGAGGAAUGUUUGAAUGGAGGUCAAUGUACGCAACGUCCACUUGGUGAUUAUGUUUGUUCAUGUCCUUAUCCUUAUUGUGGUCUUCGUUGUCAAUCUCAACGACCAUACUGUGGUACGAUGAAUACGUAUCCACCACCUGCAACUACAGGAGGUUCUGUUUCUUCAUGUUCUUCAAGCCUAUGUAAUAAUCAUGGUAUAUGUCAAGAAACUGGUCAUGAAAGUGGCAUUCAAUGCUAUUGUUCAACAGGCUGGUCAGGUUCACGAUGUCAAUAUAGCUUAUCAUGUAAGGAUCAGCAAUGUCACAAUGGUGGAGUAUGUCGUGAGAUAGCAGAGAAUAUCAGUGUAUGUCAAUGUUUACCACAGUUUUGGGGAGAACGAUGCGAGCAUGCGUAUGAAUCCGGGUCACAACCAGGUUACGAUGAGCACCAACAACAGAACAAUCAUAACCAGUACCAUAACUCUUAUUCGCCGGCAGCGGACAUAACACAAAGAAGUGCAUCAAAUCCAACAAAAAAACGUAAACAAAUCAGCAAAAAUUAA
Molecule: messenger RNA, 3831 nt
Organism: Rotaria sp. Silwood1
Lineage: Eukaryota; Metazoa; Rotifera; Eurotatoria; Philodinida; Philodinidae
Source: the annotation of a GenBank genome assembly